Messenger RNA from Rana temporaria (common frog), 2404 nucleotides. It is a transcript of the gene HNRNPA3, whose product is annotated as heterogeneous nuclear ribonucleoprotein A3. Bases 88 to 1254 code for a protein of 388 amino acids. The record is from RefSeq and is a predicted model, not a curated record. Gene Ontology annotation, molecular function: RNA binding. NCBI's taxonomy places the organism in Eukaryota, Metazoa, Chordata, Amphibia, Anura, Ranidae. The transcript has 13 exons.
CAGGGAACGUGUCACGUAAGCGGGAACGUGCCCCCCUCCCUCUCUUCUCCUCAACGGCGGCGGCAAUAGUAGAGCGAGUUCGGAGCUAUGCCUCGGCCAGGAAUGGAUGAACGCUGGCCAUCUUCAGAAGAUGGUAAUUGUUGGACUUCAGAAGAAACAGGUCCUGAACCUAAGGAACCUGAACAGUUCAGGAAGCUGUUUAUUGGUGGCCUGAGUUUUGAGACAACAGAUGACAGCCUGAGGGAACACUUUGAACAAUGGGGAAAGCUAACAGACUGUGUGGUUAUGAGAGACCCACAAACAAAACGCUCCAGGGGCUUUGGCUUUGUGACAUAUUCAUGUGUGGAAGAAGUUGAUGCUGCAAUGUGUGCUCGUCCACAUAAAGUCGAUGGCCGUGUUGUUGAGCCUAAAAGAGCAGUUUCCAGAGAGGAUUCGGUCAAGCCUGGUGCUCACCUUACUGUGAAGAAAAUAUUUGUUGGUGGCAUUAAAGAAGACACAGAAGAAUACCAUUUGAGAGAAUAUUUUGAGGCAUAUGGCAAAAUUGAAACCAUUGAGGUGAUGGAAGACCGUCAGUCUGGAAAGAAAAGGGGAUUUGCUUUUGUCACUUUUGAUGAUCAUGAUACAGUCGACAAAAUUGUUGUUCAGAAAUAUCACACAAUCAACAAUCACAACUGUGAGGUUAAAAAAGCUCUGUCUAAACAAGAGAUGCAAACUGCAAGCACCCAAAGAGGACGUGGAGGGGGUGGAAGCAACUUUGUGGGUAGAGGUGGAAAUUACGGAAGCAGUGGAGGAAGCUUUGGAAGAGGUGGCGGCAGUGGUGGUGGUGGCGGAGGUGGCUUUGGGAACAGAGGUGGUUAUGGUGGUGGUAGAGGUGGCUAUGGUGGAGGAGAUGGAUACAAUGGCUUUGGCGGAGAUGGGCCUGGCAACUAUGGUGGUAGCCCUGGUUAUGGUGGUGGUGGCAGGGGCUAUGGAGGUAGCCCAGGGUAUGGAAACCAAGGUGGCGGGUAUGGCGGUGGUAGUGGCGGUGGAUAUGAUGGUUACAACGAAGGAGGAAACUUUGGCGGUGGUGGGAGCUACAAUGACUUUGGAAAUUACGGGGGUCAGCAGCAAUCCAGUUAUGGACCCAUGAAGGGAGGUGGUGGCAGCUUCAGUGGAAGGAGCUCUGGAACUGGUGGCGGCCCCUAUGGUGGUGGUUACGGAUCUGGUGGAGGAGGUGGUGGCGGUAGCGGCGGAUAUGGAAGCAGGAGGUUUUGAGUCUGCAGUAGAUACAGGCUACAGUUCUUAGCAAGAGAGCGAGGAUUUGUCAGGAAAGCUGCAGGUUACUUUGAGACAGUCGUCCAUGUGCAUUAGAGGAACUGUAAAAUCUACUACAGGAGCAGCGAGGAUCCAUAGUCAGAAAAGUUACCGCAGCUUAUACAGGAGGCAUUUCUUGUUAAGGACUGGAAUAGUUGCAGUUUUUUUUUUUUUCCCCCCCAUCAGUGCAGCUGAUGAUUAAUGAAAUGUAGUGUUGAUUUAGAUGUACAUUCCUGAGGUCUUUAUAUCUGUUGUAGUAUGUUUCCCAUUUCCCCAUGAUGUCAAGUAUAUUUCCCUAUCCUUUGUUCUAGUGAUACCAGGAAUAAAGAAUUAAGGAAUUUUUAAAUUUUAAACAGUUUUUUUUGUGUAGUCUAGCGACCCCUGCCUAUCAGGGUUCAAUGUAUUGCUCAACAAAAAUAAACUUUCUUUAGUAUUUUUGAUGAGCUAGUGUCAGGUUUUAGAAAAUCAUAGUGGUAUACCUGGAACCCUUUAAAGGCGCAAGCUUAUUGACAGAAAGUGAACAAAAGGUGUUACCAAAUGUCCCUGUCUAUCGCUAAUCACAUUAGUCAGCGGGUGCCAUUAUGAUGCAAGUAAAAUAGAUGUGAAGGGCUGUCGGGCCUUGAAAAACUUGCUUGGUUUUUAACAUUGAGAAAGCUGUUGGUUAUGUUUAGUCCAAGCACAUUCAGACCUGGAGCUGCCCAGUCUCCUCCCCAUUCGCCAUUCUUGGCACAGGGCUUCUGUAGCCUUCAACGUCUAGGUAUAUCCCAUGAAGCUGGUAUUUGAGUCAGCACAAGGCAUCAGGAGGAGAACCUCACCACUUUCCAUUUUGUACUAUAAUUCAGAUCAUGGUAGUCUCUAAUUUUGUUGCUGUAGCUAAAAUGAUUUAGUAAUGUGAUUUGAAGAAGUUUAUUAUAGUUUAGUGUUUUUUAUUUUGUGGUCAUUUCUCUAUCUAAAUUGACAUUACCUGCCAAGGCAAUAUAACUUGCCACUUAGAAGUGGCCAACUGCCUUUGUAUGACCUUGUUUAGCGAAUUUGAAUGUUUACAUUCUAUACCAGCUUGAGGCUUCUGUCCAUGUAUGUUUUCUAAUAAAAACUGGCGUGUAUCUGUAAA